This is a messenger RNA of Physcomitrium patens, 659 nucleotides long. Its product is annotated as large ribosomal subunit protein eL32z. Gene Ontology annotation, cellular component: cytosolic large ribosomal subunit; ribosome. Lineage: Eukaryota; Viridiplantae; Streptophyta; Bryopsida; Funariales; Funariaceae. Gene Ontology annotation, biological process: translation. The record is from RefSeq and is a predicted model, not a curated record. Gene Ontology annotation, molecular function: structural constituent of ribosome.
CAGGGCCAGGCCUGUCUCUGAAGCCCUCUUUGGAAGAGUAAUCACACCCUUCUCUCUCUCUGUGUCGUGUUGAGUUGUGUUGCGCCGCUGCUGCUGCAGACCCUUUUGUUCCGCAGCCGCGCCCAGUCCGUCGCCAUGGUGACCCCUCUCGUCAAGCGCGAUGUCAUCAAGAAGCGCGUCAAGAAGUUCAAGCGCAUGCAGUCUGACCGCAAGAUUUGCGUCAAGACGAACUGGAGGAGGCCGAAGGGAAUUGACUCUAGGGUGCGUCGUAAGUUCAAGGGAACUACUUUGAUGCCCAACAUUGGUUACGGAUCCAACAAGAAGACGAGACAUGUGCUGCCCAGCGGUUUCGUUAAGUUUUUGGUUCACAAUGUGAAGGACGUCGAGUUGUUGUUGAUGCACAACAGGAAGUACAGCGCUGAAAUCGCACACAACGUCUCCACCUUGAAAAGGAAGGCGAUUGUGGAGCGCGCAGCACAGUUGAACAUUGCGUUGACCAACGGAAGUGCCCGUCUUCGCAGCCAGGAGGACGAAUAGAUGUGAUAGUUUUCCUCUCGAAACUCUCUUUUUCUAUUUUGUCCGAGUUGAUGUAUUUCACUAAUACUACAUCAAUGACGAUCCGAUAUCCUGGGAACCCCUGCGGAAUGAUUUGUAUCUUU